Messenger RNA from Protopolystoma xenopodis, 1953 nucleotides. The record is from the annotation of a GenBank genome assembly. Lineage: Eukaryota; Metazoa; Platyhelminthes; Monogenea; Polystomatidea; Polystomatidae.
AACGGUCUGCUCGCGGGACUCGCCGUCGUCUGCGCUCUCGUCGAGCAGACGUCGGCCGUUCGAGCCGGCCUGCUCGCCAGUCUGCCGCGUCUCUUGCGGCCGAUGCAGCAUCAGUUCAGCGUCUACCGGACUCGUCGAUUCGUGCCCAGUCGGGCGGCCUACGAGACCGAGUUGUGUGCGUCGACAGACCGACGCGAAUCCGACGAGGCUGGAGUGCGCCUCUUCCGCGACUACAACUUGCCACGACGACAGACGCCGUCGAGACGGCCGCUGCUGACGGCCGACCGGCUGCAGAAGAUGACCGGCCACCGGCUGACUCGACACUGUCAAGACGACGAAAUCACCAGCCUCGAGCAGUGGCUGCAGCACGUGGAGUCGGUGAUUGUGACCAAAAGUCCAGCUAUUCCCGCCUGUCCGGACGGCGUGGCAACUGUGCUGAAACCGGUUGCCAGCCCGGUUGUCAGGUCGUGCAAGGGUGAAAUGUGGUGUCGACAAGAGGACGACUCGAGCAUUCGCUCGUCGGUCGUCUCGGUUCAGCCUCAUCCUGAGUCCGCGCGACCCAAAGAAUGUUCACCUGACGACGCAGUUGACGCCGCCAGUCCGGCAGAUGAGCUCAACCUGGUGGUUUCGACGCGGUCGGGCGAGGCACUCGCGGAGGCAAAGGAGUCGAGGCCUGCAACGGCGCCGAAGAGCCGCAGUGGCGUCGUCGAGUCGCGGCUCGAUCUGGUCCGAGUGGAGGCGACAUUCGGUGCCGACUUGUCGAGCAACGACGAGGCCAACUCGACGAGCCAAUGUCGCACCGGCUCGGACGGGGCCCGUCAGUCGAGUUCGGCCGGCCCGACGCGUCUGGGUCCCACGUGCACGCCUCGAACGGCCAAUUGGAGCGUCGAGUCGGACGGCCCAACAAGGCCGGUGCCCAAAGACGGCGAACUGGUGACCCUUCAGAAGCAGCGCACUCUUCGCGUCAUCCUCGACGACAGCAGUCCCAGCGACUCGGCCUCGGGCAUCGCGAGCCUGUCAAGGGACAAGACGACCGAGCGCAUCUUCUUCAUUCGAAACUUGCCCUCGGAAGAAGACCAAGCCGAGCGAGAGACGGACUCGGGCUCAGGUUCUCUGGAGGACGCGAUGAUUGUCUCGAUCGAGGAUGAAGAGGUCGAGACGACGUCGCUGGCGCCGGUGGCUGUCGACGGCUGCGGUGGACGAAUGAGUUUGCCAGACGACAAGUCGAGGCCGAUUUCGCCUGUUGAAAGUGGCAGCCGAGAGAACUCGUCAGGCGGAACGGGAAUGCGACUAAAGGCGACGCUGAACAAGGGACACGGACAACGAGGAGGAAGAUGCAGCCUCGUCACGAGGGAGGAGAGCGAGUCACGAAAGCCAAGUUGCCAGGCGCCCGAGGAGACAUCGUCAGGCCGGCGGGUGUCGCUGGCCAACAAGUCGACGGCGAGUGGUCGUCUCAAGCUGGAGGAGCAGGUACAGACGCGACUGGAGACCGGCGUCUCGAGGCGGGACCAAUUGCAGAGGAUGAGUCCGGCCACGGAUGGCGUGAGGCUGGAGCGAAUGAGAGACGAUCCGUCGCGACGAUACAGUCUGGCGACCGAACGAGGCAAGCCGGUCGGUCGGUGCGAGAAGAUCGACGAGAUGACGAGACCGAGAUUGGUACCUGCGCCUCUAUCGGAGGAGAUUGGUUGGGCCAACAAGACUGAGAAUCCGUUGGCCGAGGCCAUAUUGACCGCCGGUGGAGGCCGACUUGACGGUACAGACAGUCGAGCGCCUGGCAACGCAGUGCUAGGCAGAUUGAGCACAGCAGGCUCGUCGGGAGGCGGUUUGAUGCCGGAGUGGGGUAGUCAAGAGGGACUCGAAGAUGCCCAACAGGCUGUCGCCGUCGGGCAGAGUCCGACAGAGCCUGCAAUGCCUGCCUCAUGGCAGUCGAGCGGAUGGCCGGAGAGCGAAUAA